Lepus europaeus (European hare) is the source of this 1263-nucleotide messenger RNA. It is a transcript of the gene BLOC1S2, whose product is annotated as biogenesis of lysosomal organelles complex 1 subunit 2. Gene Ontology annotation, molecular function: gamma-tubulin binding. Gene Ontology annotation, cellular component: gamma-tubulin complex; BORC complex; BLOC-1 complex. The record is from RefSeq and is a predicted model, not a curated record. Gene Ontology annotation, biological process: lysosome localization; endosomal transport. The transcript has 4 exons. Bases 238 to 549 code for a protein of 103 amino acids. Lineage: Eukaryota; Metazoa; Chordata; Mammalia; Lagomorpha; Leporidae.
CGGCCCUGGGGGUGUGGCUGCAGGCAGGAGCGCAUCUUCUCAGCCCAGACGCGCAGCUCUCGCGGGUGGGUCGGUUCACGCCACCCUAGCUUAGCUUCCACUUCCGCCGUGCUUUUCGGAAUCUUACCCGAGGCAGGACUUGAGCAACAGCCGCAGGAUCUCAACCUUGCGAGGGCCGGGCCGGGCGGGCCGUGCGCAUGCGCAGACUCCUCACAACCGGAAGCCGCGGAGCUGGGCAUGGCGGCGGCGGCCGAGGGUGUCCCGGCGACCCGACGUGAGGAGCCCGUUCGAGCUACCAGUGAAGACUACAAGCUCCUUGAAAAUAUGAAUAAACUAACCAGCUUGAAGUAUCUUGAGAUGAAAGAUAUUGCUAUAAACAUUAGUAGAAACUUAAAGGACUUAAACCAGAAGUAUGCUGGCCUACAGCCUUACCUGGAUCAGAUCAAUGUAAUUGAGGAGCAGGUUGCAGCUCUUGAGCAGGCGGCCUAUAGGCUGGAUGCGUAUUCAAAAAAACUGGAAGCCAAGUACAAGAAGCUGGAGAAACGCUGAAAAACUUACUUUUAUGGGACAAAGCCUUUUUUUUUUUUUUUUUUUAAAUAUGGAAGAAUGUUGUAUAAGACCUGAAUCCUGAGGCUAAUGAAUUGUCCAGAUACCUCAAAAGGAAGCCGUGCUGGUCAUCCCAGGAACACCCCAGCGCUGGAGUGACCCGAGGACUGCGGCUCCCCCAAACCUCCUUUGAGGCAGUAUCCCUCAGACUUCAGCUCCUUGCCUUUUACUUGAAAGCUUCAUCAUCCACUUAGGAAAGAGACGCUCUCAAAGCUCAGGAUAAACCUGGGCUUGCCAGGAGAAUCAAAUGUUUUCUCUGGUAGUGGUUUUUUAGUCCCUUAUUUUCUUAAAUGGCUGAUUUUUUGAGUUAUUGUGUAAAUGGCUGUUCUUUUCUAUUAAUGAUGCUAAUGUAUUGUUAACAAGAAUCUAAAUUAAAAAAGGAAAACAAACUUGUUCUUCGCAGCUUAUACUCUGUUAGUUAUUUACUUUUCUAUGUUAUUGCAAAUAAUUGAAAAUUGUGUGUAAUUCCAAGCUGAGUUAUCUAGACUGAGCAGAAAUCGUGAAAGGAGUGUUCUGAUAGCCCUUCCUGCCACGGCCGACGUGCGCCGUGACUCAAGUGUCCCUGGGGCAGAAUUACAUGUUGACAAGUGCUCCCUUUUGGAAAUGUGAUAAAGACAACAUGUGUGUACAUGUUGGAUGGGGAGACCGCCCCUCAUA